Molecule: messenger RNA, 140 nt
Organism: Entrophospora sp. SA101
Lineage: Eukaryota; Fungi; Glomeromycota; Glomeromycetes; Entrophosporales; Entrophosporaceae
Source: the annotation of a GenBank genome assembly
CACAAGAAGGCAGAUCCGCUAAUAUUAGGGACAAGCCAGCAAAGCACAAGUCAAAUAACAAUGACUUCUGGGAUGACAUUACAAAAAUUGGCAAUGAAAUGAAUGAUGAUGGUAUGUGGACUUCUCAUAAUCUUUCAUAA